CCCAACGAUUCCUGCGUUCUCCAUACUGAACUGCUCAUCCUAAUCUGAAAACUAAGGAUUCAUUAACUUGAACUCUGAGUAAAUGCACAACUUCAUCUGAUUGCUCCUUGUUCGCUCCUUCUGUGGAUCCAGGUAUCCGAGAGGGACAGAUUGUGUGCAGGAUCUAAUGCUAAGGUAUCCCUGUGAGGCUCCUCUGUGGUGCUCUCCUUAACUGAAAACUCAACAUCUGCCCACAUAACUUAGUCGCCCCUUGAAUUUUCUGAGUAUUGUGGGAAGCCAUGGGGAUUGGCAAAAACACAACGUCUAAAUCUGUAGAAACUGGAAAUCCAGCAGAGGGCAAGUAUGAGGAUGAAGCCAAGCAUACUGCUUUCUUUACAUUGCCAGUUGUAAUAAGUGGAGGAGCAACUUCAAGUGGCGAUCAAGAUACAGAAGACACAGAACUUAUGGCAAUCUAUACUACAGAAAAUGGAAUUGCAGAAAAGAGUUCUCUGGCAGAAACCCUUGACAGCAGUGGAAGCUCAGACGCACAAAGAACAGACAUGAUCUACACAAUUGAGGAUGUUCCGCCCUGGUAUCUCUGCAUUUUCUUGGGAUUACAGCACUAUCUGACCUGUUUCAGUGGCACUAUAGCAGUGCCCUUCUUGCUGGCAGAUGCCAUGUGUGUUGGAUUUGACCAGUGGGCCACCAGCCAGUUGAUUGGGACCAUAUUUUUCUGUGUUGGAAUCACAACUUUGUUACAAACAACCUUUGGGUGUAGGUUACCUUUGUUUCAGGCCAGUGCUUUUGCAUUCUUGGCUCCCGCCAGAGCCAUCCUCUCUUUAGACAAAUGGAAAUGUAAUAACACAGCUGUAAUGGCUACGAAUGGAACAUCGGAGCUGCUGCACACAGAACAUAUCUGGUACCCCAGAAUACGAGAGAUCCAAGGUGCUAUUAUCAUGUCGUCUUUGAUAGAAGUGGUGAUUGGGCUCCUGGGCCUGCCUGGAGCGCUCCUGCGAUACAUUGGGCCUCUGACGAUUACGCCCACUGUAGCUCUCAUUGGGCUUUCUGGUUUCCAGGCUGCAGGGGAGAGAGCAGGCAAACACUGGGGCAUAGCCAUGCUGACUAUCUUUUUAGUGCUGUUGUUUUCUCAGUAUGCCCGAAAUGUCAAAUUCCCAUUACCCAUUUACAAGUCCAAAAAAGGAUGGACCGCCUAUCGCUUGCAACUCUUUAAAAUGUUUCCUAUCAUUCUAGCUAUUCUGGUAUCUUGGCUGCUGUGCUUCAUCUUUACUGUGACAGACGUCUUUCCCCCUGAUAACACCCAGUACGGAUUCUACGCUCGCACAGAUGCCAGGCAAGGGGUUCUCCUGGUAGCUCCGUGGUUCAAGAUUCCAUAUCCCUUUCAGUGGGGAUUACCAACUAUUUCAGCUGCUGGUGUGAUUGGGAUGCUCAGUGCUGUGGUUGCUAGUAUUAUUGAAUCCAUUGGUGAUUAUUACGCCUGUGCAAGGUUAUCUUGUGCUCCUCCACCACCCAUCCAUGCAAUAAACAGGGGUAUUUUCAUAGAAGGCCUUUCCUGUGUAUUAGAUGGAGUGUUUGGUACUGGAAAUGGAUCCACCUCUUCUAGUCCUAAUAUUGGAGUUUUGGGAAUUACAAAGGUUGGAAGUCGGCGAGUUAUUCAGUAUGGGGCUGCUUUCAUGUUGCUACUUGGAACAGUUGGCAAGUUCAGUGCGCUGUUUGCCUCUCUUCCUGAUCCAGUGCUUGGAGCUUUGUUUUGUACUCUCUUUGGGAUGAUCACUGCAGUUGGACUUUCAAACCUGCAAUUCAUAGAUCUGAAUUCUUCCCGGAACCUUUUUGUUCUUGGAUUUUCUAUCUUCUUUGGACUGGUGCUUCCAAGUUAUCUUCGGCAAAACCCACUUUUUACAGGGAUCGACAGCAUUGAUCAGGUCCUCAAUGUCUUGCUGACUACUGCUAUGUUUGUUGGUGGCUGUGUGGCGUUUAUUUUAGAUAACACAAUUCCAGGAAACCCAGAGGAAAGAGGAAUCCGGAAAUGGAAGAAGGGAACGGGCAAGGGCGGUAAAUCCCUUGAAGGCCUCGAGAGCUACGACUUACCUUUUGGCAUGGAAAUUGUCAAGAAGUACAGGUGCUUCAGUUUCCUGCCCAUCAGCCCCACCUUCCUUGGUUACACAUGGAAAGGCUUCAGAAAAAGUAGUAACUGCGGGACUUCAGAGGACGACUCAGAGGCCACUGUAUAGCCCUUGCUGAAACCUCUGUCUUCUAGCUGUAGUGACAGACCCUUGUGCAGUUUCCUGCUAUUUUAUUGUAUUUUAUUGUAUUGUAUUGUAUUUUAAUUUUAUUUAAUUUUAAUUUUAUUUUAUUUUGUAUAUUUGCAUUUUAAAUUCUGGAACUAGAGCUGAGGCAGGUGAUAAAAAUAGCUUUCCCUUUUGUAGACGGUGAUAGCAAUCUAUAAUGUCUCUCUACAGUUACAUGGUAUUCGUGUGGACAUUUAAAAAAAACUUUGGGGAUUAGAUACUCUUUAUUUUUGGCGAAACGCUUUCCUUUAAAAACAAUUCCGAUAAGAUUGGUAAAUAGCAUGUAUGUAGCAGCACUCGGGCAGGCUGAAUUUAUCCUGUUUACAGGUUGUACAUUCCAUUUGUUUUGUAAGUCUGCGUAACCUUAACCCAAACCCUGCAUAAGUAAUUUGUACUAUUCUGGCAAAUUAUUGUAGCAGAGGCUGUUGUGUUCAAUCUGGGUGGACAGUUUUUCCAAGGGGGGCGGUGGGGCAGAGUUUGCUCCCAUGACCAGCUGGAAGGCGUUUGAAUGCAGUGAUGCCCCUGGGACAGUGCAGGCAUCAGAAGACAGAGGGGGUGAUGGCUCACCUUGAAUCAGAAUGGGAGAGGGACACUUCACUCCUUUUUCGACCUCCAACUUCACUGCACCAUGAAAAUUCAGAAUCAGAAUGACUGAAAUCUUGUUGUGUGAUCUCAGACCAGGGUUUUUUUUUGUUUGUUUUUUAAGUUUGGAAGUUGGAAUUAUUUGUUUUCUCUGCCUCCUCUUCCCAUUCUUGAACUAAGCAGUGCUUUCAACAUUUUCCAGUACUGGCUGCAGUGGAUAAUGGAGGCUUUGCAUUAACUCUUGCCCUGAAUACGUUAAGGAGGUCAGGAAGCUUCCUGUUCCUGUUACCGCUGGGGUAGAGAAGGAGCAGAGUGGUGUGGGCAUUCACAGAGGGCUGUCGUCAAUCGUCUAUCCUUAAACGGACAGAAUGCCCAAGCAGGAAGGUGGUGCAGCACAUCAGAUUCGAUUCCAAAAUGGUGCUUUGGGUUGCAGAGUGCACCUGUGAGGCCCUGGUUGUAAAGCGACUGUCUUUUUUUCCUGGGGUGGCAUGGCAGCUGCAGAGGGUGGACAGGGAGUAAGCAUUCCCAACUAAAAGCUCUGGAACACCUUUUUGGCCUUGCUGCCGAAAUGCUUCACGGCUUUACUAAGAUCCAUUGCCUAUGGUACAAGUCAGUUCUAUACACUAAUAAUAAUUAUUAAGCACACAAAUUGUAACAGUCACUUUGUCUCCAGGCCUUUCUAUUUUCAGACAUUUUGCCAGUCCCCAGAGUAACCAGCAGUUAAUUCUGCCUUUUCCCACUUUCUUUUUCCAAAUGGAGCCCAGGGUCUGUUUUCAGGAUGGGAGAGAUGCUAUGCAUGGCAUUGCUGUCUGCCAAAUAGUUUAACGGGUGUUGGGGUGCCUCUCUGGGCCCCAUUCGGUCUCUUCAUGUAUUUUUUUCCUGAACCGAUCUUUGCUCUGAUAUUGUGCAGCUGUUGGCACCACUGUAAGAAUUUAUCCCUGUUUAAUGUUCUCACUAUGACAGUUUAGUUUGUAGAUACAGGUGAGUUUAGCUUUUCUUGCUCUUUUUUCCCCAAAGGUAGCCCCCAGAUUUAGUUUUUUUUUU
Messenger RNA from Candoia aspera, 3911 nucleotides. It is a transcript of the gene SLC23A2, whose product is annotated as solute carrier family 23 member 2. Gene Ontology annotation, cellular component: membrane. Bases 279 to 2228 code for a protein of 649 amino acids. Gene Ontology annotation, biological process: transmembrane transport; L-ascorbic acid metabolic process. The record is from RefSeq and is a predicted model, not a curated record. Gene Ontology annotation, molecular function: transmembrane transporter activity. The transcript is spliced from 16 exons. NCBI's taxonomy places the organism in Eukaryota, Metazoa, Chordata, Lepidosauria, Squamata, Candoiidae.